UUGGUUUGUUCCACUUCCGCUUAACACAUCCGGCCCGUGAGCCUGUUGCAUGGAUACGCUGUCUUGGUUGAUUUUUGUUACCCAAUUAACUAGGUGAUAUUUAAUUAAAGCCUGAAUCGACAGCUAUGGAUUCCAAGGACACCAAAGACGUAUGAACUUUGAUGUCCUCGGUCUUACUCUGAAGAAAUAGCCAUGGCUUCGUCUUGUGUACAACAGCUGUGUAGGAGAUCUACCAGUCAUCUCCGCUCAAAGACCUCGUGUGUCACCCUACUGUACUCCACUCACGUCCAGAAUCAUGUAGCAGGCGUAAGAACAGCUGAUAAAACCAACGCGGGAGGAGACCUUAUUAUUCAUGGGAACAAUUCAAUAUUUCAUGCAAGUCAGACGAGGCAACAAGUGGGUGUUUGUUAUUAUAGCGGUUACAAUGCUAGCCCGCUGCUACCAACUGAACACAGGGACACCAAAGAGUUGAUGAGCACGGAUGCUCUGUCACAAAUCAAAGAUGCCCAACACUUGACUGAAACUAACGCAAGAUUAGAUACUGAUGAAGCUGUAUAUCCCAGUGCUUCGGAAGAGAUAACUGAUAAAGACGCAUCUCACACAAUGGUUCUCUCCACCCUGCCGUCUGAAUCCUCAAGUCUCAGGGACUAUGUGGAUGAGUCUGAGACACUCAGCAAGCUGGUACAGCUAGGCGUUAAGCUCUGGAAGUUGGAGCAACGGCCCAACGUAGGCACCAUGCUACUGAAACUGGACUUCCAGACGGACGUGGUCCCGAGGCUGCUGUUCCUCAAGGAGAUGGGGGUGGAAGACUCUGGUCUGGCCUAUAUUCUCUCUGACAACCCCUUCAUUCUCAAGGAGGACUUGGAGAACCUGCAUGCUAGGGUGAAUUAUUUGAAGUCACAGAAGUUCAGCCCAGAGACUGUUGCCUCCAUGGUUACCAGAGCUCCGUAUCUGCUCAACUUCAGCGUGAAGAGGUUGGACAACAGACUAGCAUUUUAUCAGCAGCAACUAGGGCUCAACUCCUCUAAGACCCGUGGUAUUGUAGCUCGACUUCCUAGAUUGCUUUGUGGAAGUUUGGAACCAGUCAAGGAGACUCUGAGGGUGUGCAAAAUAGAACUUGGCUUCAAGGAGAAUGAGAUUCAGCACAUGGUUAUGCUCGUCCCUAAAUUGUUGACUUCAAAUAAGAGGAAACUUACCCAAAUAUUUGACUAUCUCCACAACACAAUGAAAGUGCAGCACCACCUUAUUGUGAAGUUUCCACAGGUCUUCAAUUCAAGGUUACUGCGUAUCAAAGAGCGCCACCUGUUCCUAGACUACCUAGGAACGGCACAGUAUGAUUCGGACCAGCCCAACUACAUCUCUCUGGACCGCCUGGCCUCCCUGCCUGACGAGGCUUUCUGCACGGAGGUUGCCUCGGCAACGUUAGAAGACUUCAUCAUGUUCCAGAAGACGAUGUGAUGGCAUGCGGUUUCAUGUCUCUAAAUAUGCAGCAACGGGGGAAAAGUAUUUGGUUGAAUACUAGUCUACGGAGUUCGGGAGGCGUUUUUUUAUACUGCCCGCAUGCGAUUUCCUGAAAGCGCGCAAUUUAUAAAAAAAAACGUAUUUCACUUACCGGGCUCUGUAACAAUCAUUUUUUUUAUGUAAACUGAAUAAAUUAUGUGUGAUAAUAUAAUUUGGUAUUAACUUUUGUGUGUAAGGCGGUUCCACAAGUUUGCCUAAAUAUUCUUUGACGCAUUUAUACAAUUUAUAUACUUUGUUAAUUAAUACAUUUACAAAUUAUUUACAUAUUUAUAUGAUAACCGGCCUUAUUCUUCCGUUUACUCGAUUGACUUAUCAAAUUUACAUAAAGUAAAUGGCCGUACUGGGAGGGAUAGGAAAAUUGUGUUUCAAAGAAUAAUCCGUAGAAUUAUCCGCCCCAGAGGCAUUUAUAGUUUGGUUAUCUCUAAAUAGUUGUGAUUCUGAUGCACGAGAUUUCCCACAAUGCCCUUCCCUACCCACAAUACCCCGCGAUUGUCCUUAGAAUUGCAAUGAUGGCGGCGUCGAGGGCACCAGUGGCAUCAGGUAGGCUCCUGGUUGGAUUCCGAAAAUGGUACUACAACAUGUGUGGCUUCAACAAGAUCGGGUUGCUACGUGAUGACACCAUCUAUGAGAACGACGAUGUUAAGGAGGCUCUGACGAGGAUCCCAGA
Molecule: messenger RNA, 2188 nt
Organism: Gadus macrocephalus (Pacific cod)
Lineage: Eukaryota; Metazoa; Chordata; Actinopteri; Gadiformes; Gadidae
Gene: mterf3
Product: mitochondrial transcription termination factor 3
Exons: 12
Coding region: 193-1458 (421 amino acids)
Biological process (GO): mitochondrial ribosome assembly; regulation of DNA-templated transcription
Cellular component (GO): mitochondrion
Molecular function (GO): double-stranded DNA binding
Source: RefSeq, a predicted model, not a curated record